UUUGAGUGGAAACGUGAGAAUCAAAUACAGUAUAUAAGGAAAUGAGUUGGAUUUGAUGGGUUUUGUUUUCUUCUUCAUUAGACUACAAUUUUCUGAUUCAACGGCGGUUUUCAUUCCAUUUCUUCUCUUCUUUUCUCUCUUACAUAACCAUUUUCAUUUCCAAUCCUCAGAGCUCAAAAAACCCAAAAACCCAUCUCUUAAAUGCCAAGGAGCAGUUUGUUCUUGUUCAAAGCUCUGUGAAUCGAUUAUUUGAUUUGAUGGGUUACCUUUCUUGCCGCGCGGAAUCUGCGAUUUCGACUUCGAAUUCGUUGACCCCGUCAUCUUCGAGAAAUUCGUCGCACAAAUUAGAGAAGAAACCCAUUAAGAUCCAACAGUUUGAUUACAGUGAUCUUGAGGCUGCUACUAAUGGCUUCUCCGAUCAGAAGCUUUUGGGAAAAGGCAGCCAUGGAUAUGUCUAUAAAGCUGUUCUUGGUGGUCGUCUUGUUGCGGUCAAGAAGCCCUCUCGAGCUCAGGCGAUUGCUCCUUCGAUGGCUUCGUCAAUGGCGUCUUGUGAAAUCACCAACGAGGUUGAUAAUGAGAUCGAGAUUUUGUCCAAAAUUCAGAGCCCUAGAUUGGUGAAUUUGGUGGGUUUUACAAAUGAUUCCAAAGAUAGGCUUCUUGUUGUUGAAUUUAUGUGUAAUGGUACGCUUUAUGAUGUGAUUCAUUCAGGUUCCAGACCUCUUUAUUGGGGUCGAAGGAUUAGAUUAGCUUUACAAACUGCUAAGGCCAUUGAAACUCUUCAUGCUUCAAACCCCCCUGUAAUUCAUAGAGAUAUCAAGUCUGCCAAUGUGUUGAUUGACAGGAAUUACAAUGCUAGGUUGGGGGAUUUCGGGUUGGCCAUUCAGGGCUAUGCCGAUGAUUAUCGACUCCGGUCGACGCCCCCGGCGGGCACCAUGGGGUACCUUGAUCCUUGUUAUGUGACCCCUGAUAAUUUGAGUACUAAAACUGAUGUGUUUAGCUUUGGGAUUUUGUUGUUAGAGAUUAUUAGUGGAAGGAAGGCUAUAGAUGUUGGAUAUUCCCCUCCUUCCAUUGUUGAUUGGGCUGUUCCUCUUAUUAAGAAAGGGAAGUUAAUGGCCAUUUAUGAUCCUAGAAUUGCUCCUCCUAAAGACCCCAUUGUUACAAAGCAAUUGGCUGUGAUUGCUGCUAAAUGUGUGAGGUCUUGUAGGGAGAGGAGGCCUUCCAUGAAAGAUGUGGUUCUUUGGCUUACUGGGUUGAGCAAACUGGUUCCUCUUCAUUCCUGGAAUGGCUUCAACAAUCCAUGUUUGAUGGUGGAGACCGUCGGAAGGCCGGUGGAAACGAGGAGCUCGCAGUUGAAUUUGAGACGUCGUAGUGUUGAAGAUGGGGAUGUGGAUGCACAAACGUUGUGGCGAGACAUUAAGAACUCGAGGAGAGUAUACUCUGACUUGGGGAUCAGUAGUAACUUAAUGGAUCUCAUGGCUUGUAUUGACGAAGAUUCUGGUUUUCGGGCCGAGGCUAACCAUGUCAGGUCUCAUUCGAGAUUCUCGAACCGGUUCUUUAGUUCGAGAUUCGUUAGCGGAAAGAAUCAUGAAUUGGAAGCAAAGUGAAAGCUUCUGAGUUAUGUUCUUGUAGAUUCAAAUGAUCAACCUGUUCAUGACACACACAGUUCAAUUCAAUAAACUAUCUGACACUGCAUCAGAGCUUGGCUGGCUGACUUGUGAGUUUGCAGGGUGAAUAUGAAGGCAAAGGAGGUGAUUGCUUGGUCCAAAGGAUACAGUUCUUUGAGGAGAAUAAGGAUCCUCUUUUGUCCAAACACAAGAAAACAUAUAGAAACUGACAACCAGCUUCACCCAAUUGUUGACUUGUAAUGUCCUCACUAUGUGUGUGCUUUGAUUUUGAUGAUUUCAUACCAACUUGUGAAGUUUCUUACCGACGUGAUGAACGUAGUCACAUGCGAGAUCUCGAAAGGAGAACGAAACAUUCUUUA
Cucurbita maxima (winter squash) is the source of this 1984-nucleotide messenger RNA. RefSeq names its product serine/threonine-protein kinase-like protein At3g51990. Gene Ontology annotation, molecular function: ATP binding; protein kinase activity. The transcript is spliced from 2 exons. Bases 258 to 1604 code for a protein of 448 amino acids. The record is from RefSeq and is a predicted model, not a curated record. NCBI's taxonomy places the organism in Eukaryota, Viridiplantae, Streptophyta, Magnoliopsida, Cucurbitales, Cucurbitaceae. Gene Ontology annotation, cellular component: plasma membrane. Gene Ontology annotation, biological process: protein phosphorylation.